AUUGGGGUAACUUCCCAUUCCUUGUAAUAUAAUCUUCCUCUGUUCUCUUUCUCCUUUCAACCUAUGAAUUCACAACAACAAUUUUCACAACAACCCAUAAUCCAAAAUGUCACCUUUUUUUCUUCUACUUCUCUUGAUCUCUUCCUUGAAUCUUGGGCAUGCACAAUCCCAACCCAAAAAUCAAGCUUUCAUAUCCAUGCUAAUUACCCAAAAUGGCCUUGAUUUCGUGAAACAAUUACUUGUAGAAAAAGCAAUUUCCUCCUUAAUUUCACUCCAAUUACCGAAUAUUGAAAAGAGUACCAAAAUUCCAUUAAUGGGUAAUGUUUACUUGGUGCUUUCUAAUAUCACAAUGUAUCGAAUGGAUGUUCCUUUUUCUAAUGUCAAGCCUAAAGAGACUGGAAUUUUUAUUCUAGCUUCUGGGGUUAGUUGUAAUUUGAGUAUGAAUUGGUAUUACUCUUAUAGUACUUGGCUUGGUCCUGUUAGGAUUUCUGAUCAUGGUUNNNCAGAAGUUCAGGUUGAAGGCAUGGAAGUUGGACUUACAUUGGGAUUGAAGAACCAAGAAGGAUCUUUGGAUCUCAAACUUAAGGACUGUGAUUCUAAUGUUAAGGAUGUUUUCAUAAAAUUGGAUGGAGGUGCAUCUUGGCUUUAUCAAGGGAUUGUUGAUGCUUUUGAAGGGAUAAUUGAAUCAGCGGUCAAAAAUGCUAUCACCAAGAAACUUGGAAAAGGGAUUUCAAAGCUUGAUUCAUAUUUGAAGAGCCUUCCAAAGGAGGUUCCGGUUGAUGAUCACUCUUCCUUGAAUGUAACUUUUGUCAACGAUGUUUUACUAAGUGACUCGUCAGUUGGAUUUCAAACAAAUGGGUUGUUUAUAGAAAGAAAUGGUUCCCUACCUAUUCUUAACCUCUUCCAUAAGAAUACAAAACUUCCAAUUCUAUGCACCAAUUUGUCCAAAAUGCUAGCAAUCACUUUAGACGAGGCUGUUUUCAACUCUGCAUCAGCCUUGUAUUAUGAUGCAAAGUUUAUGCAUUGGAUUGUGGACCAAAUACCAGAUCAAUCGCUAUUGAACACUGCAGGAUGGAGAUUUAUCAUUCCCCAGCUGUACAAGAAAUACCCAAAUCAUAAAAUGAACUUGAACAUAUCUUUUUCUUCUCCUCCACUUGUGGAGAUUUCAAAUCAUAAAGCCGGUGCUAACGUAUUUGUAGACUUAACAAUCGAUGUUUUGGAAGAAGAUAAAGUAAUACCAGUGGCAUGUAUCUCAUUGGUGAUUCAAGCUUCAGGGUUGGUCAAAAUAAAUGGAAACAACCUUGUAGGUGCUGUCAGAUUGGAUGACUUUGGAAUGUCAUUGAAAUGGAGCAACGUUGGCAAUCUGCGAAUGUACCUUAUUCAGCCGGCUAUGUGGGCUAUUAUCGAAACCGUGUUCUUGCCGUAUGCAAAUGAACAUCUCGGUAAAGGGUUACCUUUGCCGAUCAUUCACGGUUUCACCUUACAAGAUGCAGAGAUAAUCUUGUCGAUGUCAAGUGUCGCAGUUUGCAGUGACGUAGCGUAUACUGAAUCAAAUGAGCAUUUCGUAAAAUUGAUUGAGUAGAUAAACAUUUUUUUUAAUGCACUGUAAAUAUUUCAAAUCAGAAAUCAAGAUGGUAAGUCACCUUGUGCAAUCUUGUGUUUUUUGUUAAUUGUUUAGGUAAUGGGAUAACCAUCACACCUAGACGUACAGAAUAUUACAAACCAGUGAAAUACAUGUGCAUUUUGCACAGGUCCUUUAGAUAGUUAGUCAUAUUUAAGUUGAAAAUUACUAAA
Molecule: messenger RNA, 1794 nt
Organism: Cicer arietinum (chickpea)
Lineage: Eukaryota; Viridiplantae; Streptophyta; Magnoliopsida; Fabales; Fabaceae
Source: RefSeq, a predicted model, not a curated record